This is a messenger RNA of Nothobranchius furzeri (turquoise killifish), 7532 nucleotides long. RefSeq names its product myosin X, like 3 (gene myo10l3). NCBI's taxonomy places the organism in Eukaryota, Metazoa, Chordata, Actinopteri, Cyprinodontiformes, Nothobranchiidae. The record is from RefSeq and is a predicted model, not a curated record. Gene Ontology annotation, molecular function: ATP binding; cytoskeletal motor activity; protein binding. Gene Ontology annotation, biological process: axon extension. Gene Ontology annotation, cellular component: axonal growth cone; myosin complex; cytoskeleton.
GACAGCGCAAACAGACGCACGUCGGGACGCAGGAGACGCGGUUUGGGGGACCGAGGAAGGACUGGGAUGCUCUGGGUCUGACCUGAGCAGAUCUGUGCAGAAGAGGCAGAACAAGAACUUUUCUAAAUCUGAACCAAGCAGAUGGAAAUUAACCGGGAGUACAGCUUUCUCUCCUCCUCGGUGCUUUAAGGUCAGAUUACAAAGAGACGAGAAGCGCCCUGAAAGAUGGAUCCUUUCUUUGUAGAGGGAGCUCGAGUCUGGCUGAGACAUAAAGAGCAACUCCUCCCCUCCACCGUCAACUCAUCUGAUGACCUAUUGUUGGUCCUCACUACAGAAUAUGGGAAGGUGAUUCAGGUCCAGAAGGAGGAAUUAGGCAGGCAGAUGGUUUACCUGAUGCACCCCAGCAGCAUCCAGGGAGUUGAAGAUAUGUCUACACUGGCAGAGCUGCACGAAGCUGCCAUCAUGCACAACCUCUUUCUGCGCUACCAGAAAGACAACAUCUAUACCAAUAUAGGUUCAAUUCUUGCAGCAGUAAACCCGUAUAAACAGAUAGCCGGCCUGUACGACGGCGCUGCGGUAGAUCUAUACAGCAAGCACCAGAUGGGGGAGCUGCCUCCUCACAUCUUUGCCGUGGCCAACGAGUGUUACCGCUGCCUGUGGAAGCGGCACGACAGUCAGUGUGUUCUCAUCAGUGGAGAGAGCGGUGCUGGGAAGACGGAGAGCACCAAGUUGCUGCUGAAGUUCCUCUCAGUGAUGAGUCAGAACUCGUCCGGUACUCCUCUGUCAGAGAGGACCACCAGAGUGGAGCAGGCCCUGGUCCAGAGCAGUCCCAUCAUGGAAGCAUUUGGGAAUGCCAAGACUGUUUACAACAACAACUCCAGCCGCUUUGGGAAGUUCAUCCAGCUCCAUUUUUCACAGAACGGGAACAUUCAGGGAGGCUGCAUCACCGACUAUUUGCUGGAAAAGAACCGCGUGGUUCGGCAGAAUCCUGGGGAGAGAAAUUACCACAUCUUCUACGCCAUGCUAGCGGGGGCAGACAGAAACCACAGAGACGUGUACCUGCUGUCUGAAGGCCCUGAGACGUACCACUACCUGAGCCAAGCCGGCUGCGUGCAGGACAGCAGUCUGGAUGACAAGCAGCUCUUCAACAGCGUGAUGGAAGCCCUUAAAGUGAUGGAGUUCACUGAGGAGGAGAUCAGAGAUGUGUUCAGGUUGCUGUCUGCUGUCCUCCAGAUGGGAAACAUUGAGUUCAUGACAGCUGGUGGAGCUCAGAUCACAUCAAAUGGAGUGGUCAGUAAUGUCAGCGAGCUGCUUGGCCUGGACUCCUUCCAGCUGUCAGAGGUGCUGACCCAACGCUCCAUGAUCCUCAGAGGAGAGGAGAUCUGCUCCCCCCUCACUGUGGAGCAGGCGGUGGAUUCGCGGGACUCUGUCGCCAUGGCGCUGUACUCCCAGUGUUUUUCCUGGAUCAUAAUGAGGAUCAACCAGAAGAUCAAAGGGAAGGACAACUUCAAGUCCAUCGGCAUCCUGGACAUCUUCGGAUUUGAGAAUUUUGAGGUGAACCGGUUUGAACAGUUCAACAUCAACUACGCGAACGAGAAACUCCAGGAGUACUUCAACAAGCACAUCUUCUCGUUGGAGCAGCUGGAGUACAACAGGGAGGGGAUCCAGUGGGAAGCCAUAGACUGGAUGGAUAACGCAGAGUGUCUGGAUCUCAUUGAGAAGAAACUGGGCAUGUUGGCUCUUAUCAAUGAGGAGAGUCGCUUCCCCAAAGGCACAGACUACACCCUCCUGGAGAAACUGCACAGCCGACAUGCGGCAAAUUCGUACUAUGUGAAGCCCAGAGUGACCGACCACCAGUUUGGCAUCAAGCAUUAUGCCGGAGAGGUGUUGUAUGAUGUGCGAGGAAUCCUGGAGAAGAACAGAGACACCUUCAGAGAUGACAUCUUAUUUAUUCUCAAAGACAGCAGGCUUGACUUCAUCUACGACCUGUUUGAGCGCGUGGGCAGCAGAAGUGGAGACGAGACUCUAAAGAUGGGCACCGCUCGACGCAAACCAACCGUCAGCUCUCAGUUUAGGGACUCUCUUCAUUCCCUCAUGGCCACAUUGAGUGCCUCCAACCCUUUUUUUGUGCGCUGCAUCAAACCAAACAUGGACAAGAAGGCCACUCAGUUUGACCCCGAUGUCGUCCUGAACCAGCUGAGAUAUUCCGGGAUGCUGGAAACCGUAAAGAUUCGCAAGGCCGGAUUCCCAGUCCGCAGAACCUUUAAGGACUUCUUCAGCAGGUACAAAAUGAUCCUGAGAAAUAAAAUCCACUUGGACGAUGAGAAGCAUCGCUGCUCAGAACUUCUCUCAAUGCAUGACAAAACCAAGAAAGAGUGGCAGCUGGGGAAGACAAAGGUGUUCCUGAAAGAGGCUUUGGAGCAAAGGCUGGAGAAGGAGAGGGAAGAGGUGCGGCGCAGGGCUGGCAUGGUGAUCCGCGCCCACAUCCUCAGCUAUGUGGCAAGGAAACAAUACAGACGAGUUCUGUCCAGCGUCGUCACCAUCCAGAAGCACUACCGCGCUCACUUUUGGAGGAGGGCCUUCCUGCACCUGCGCUCGGCCGCCAUCGUCCUGCAGAAGCACCUCAGAGGUCAGCUCGCCAGGUCCUUCCACCGCCAACUCCGGGAGGAGAAGCGGAAACGAGAGGAGGAGGAGAGGAAGAGGAGAGAGGAAGAGGAAAGGAGGCGAUUAGAGGAGGAGGAGAGGAGGAGAAUGGAGGAGAGGAAGCAACAGGAGGAGGAGGAGAGAAGGAAGAAGGAAGAGGAGGAGAAGCAGAGGCUGAAGGAAGAGGAGGAGCAGAGACUGGCAGCUAUAGAGGAGAAAACCAGGAACUCUCUGGUGAACAGUGCUUGUCAAAAGCAGAAGCCGCUGACCCAAACCCCAUCCUACAGCCACACCUCAGAAGAGGAGAACCGUCAAAUGGAGGAGAUCCUGCGUCUUGAGAGGGAGAUCGAGCGCCUCCAGAAGCAGCAGGAGGAUGGCGUGUCCCUCCUCGGCGAUGUUUCCCAUGAGGAGCUGCGCCAGAUGAGGGACGCAGAGAUCUACAGGCUGGAGAAAGAGGCUUCUCGUGUGGCCACUGAGUUCUUGGAGCUGUUGGACUUUGGUGGAUUAGAGCCAUCGCUGUCGAGCGAGGAGAACCUCCACGAGUCAAAUGACAAUACAGCUCCUCUAGCUGAGGAGGAGGUGGACGACGGUUUCCCCACAGAGGAUGAGUGCGUUCCUUUACCUGACUUCCCUCCUCCUGCUGCAGUUCCUCUUGACAGGGAAGUUUUCAAAAGUGUUCCUCCUCCUCCACCUGCCUUUGCAGAAGGAGUAAUGCUCUCCUCCUCCUCCAUUGCAUGCCCUGCACCAGCAGUUACCUCUAACGGACUGGAUCACGCUCCAGCUCUAACAGACUUCCAAACCUCCCACCAUCCUUCUCCUCCUCUACUAACUAACGGAGAGAGGGCAUCGGAUUUUGAGCCUGUAAAGGAAGCUCCAUCACAUUCAAACCUGCCAGAUGCAGAGUCGGACUAUGAUCAGGAGGAGUUCGAGGAGGCUCAUGGGAGCUCAGGGGCGAGCAUUUUUGAUGGCCACAUCACAGACGAGGAGUUGCUGCGAGAAUCAUCCUGCACCCAAAACAGCCUGGACUCCUUCAGAGGCAGCUCAGACUCGUUCAUUGACAGUGAUGAUGAAAACGACGGCUACGUGGACACAGAUGAGGAGGUCUCUAACGGGAGAGUGAAUCUGCUGAAUGGCAGCGGGCCUCCAUACUUCCAUGGUUACCUCUACAUGAAGAGCGGCCUCAUGAUCCCAUGGCGUCGUCGAUGGUGCGUGCUCAAAGACGAGACAUUCAUGUGGUUCCGGGCCAAGCAGGACUCGCUCAAAUCUGGAUGGCUGUACAAAAAGGGAGGGGGAAUGUCCACCUUGUCCCGCCGAAACUGGAAGAUGCGCUGGUUUGUUCUGCGAGAGUCCAAACUCAUGUACUUUGAGAAUGACAGCGAGGAGAAACUGAGAGGAACGAUUGAUGUUCGAACAGCCAAGGAGAUAGUGGACAACCAUGUGAAGGAAAACGCUCUGAAUAUUGUAACUGAGGAGAGGACCUACCACAUCUAUGCAGAGUCCCCUGAAGAUGCCAGCGGUUGGUUCAAUGUGCUGAGUCGGGUCCACAGCGCCAGCCCGGAGCAGCUCAUGGAGAUGCACCACGAACAGGCCAACCCAAAGAAUGCUGUGGGCACACUAGAUGUGGGAUUGAUUGAUUCUGUUUGUGCAUCGGACAACCCAGACAGACCAAACUCCUUUGUGAUCAUCACGGCCAACCGAGUGAUCCACUGUAACACAGAAACACCUGAGGAGAUGCACCACUGGAUCGGCCUGCUGCAGAAAUCUAAAGGAGAUACAAGAGUUGAUGGACAGGAAUUCCUAGUUAGAGGCUGGUUGCACAAAGAAAUGAAGUCUGGAGCCAAGAGCACGUCUCUGAAGCUGAAGAAGCGCUGGUUUGUUCUCACCCCAAACUCCCUCGACUAUUACAAGUCAUCUGAGCGCAACGCCACCAAACUGGGAACACUGGUCCUCAACAGUCUCUGCUCUGUGGUGCAGCCUGAUGAGAAAAUCUUCAAAGACACUGGCUACUGGAAUAUAGUGGUGUAUGGGCGUAAACACUCUUAUCGGCUUUACACUAAGCUGCUGAACGAAGCCAUGCGGUGGGCGAAUGCCAUACAAGGAGUCAUAGACAACAAAGUCCCCAUCGAAACACCAACUCAGCAGCUCAUCAGGGACAUCAAGGAGAGCAGUCUCAAUGUGGAGGCUGUGGAACAGACGUACUGGAGGAACCCCAUCCUGCGAUAUACACAGCAUCCUUUGCACUCCCCCCUUCUACCUCUGCCUUAUGGAGAUGUCAGCGUCCACUUGCAAAAGGAAAAGGGUUACACCAGCCUGCAAGAUGAGGCCGUGAAGAUUUUUAACUCGCUGCAGGAGAUGGAGGCUGUGUCUGACCCCAUCCCGAUCAUCCAGGGAAUCCUGCAGACCUGCCAAGACUUGAGGCCAUUGAGAGAUGAGGUUUACUGUCAGCUAAUCAAACAAACCAACCACGUCCCGCACCCCAACAGCCCUGCCAAUCGCGCCCACUGGCAUCUCCUGACCUGCAUGAGCUGCACCUUCCUCCCCAGUCGAGGAAUCCUGCGCUACCUCAAAUUUCACCUGAAAAGGAUUAAGGAACUUUACCCAGGAACAGAGAUUGAAAUGUUUGCUCAUUUCAUCGGGGAGUCCCUUAAGAAGACAAAGACGAGAGAGUUUGUUCCAUCUCAGGAGGAAAUCAUGGCACUGCUUUCCAGACAGGAAAUGACCACCACAGUCUACUGCCAUGGAGGAGGCUCCUGUAAGAUCUCCAUCAACUCUCACACGUCUGCUGGAGAGGUUGUGGAGAAGCUGAUCAGAGGUCUGGCCAUGGAGGACAGCAGGAACAUGUUUGCUCUUUUCGAGCACAACAACGCUGUGGACAAAGCUGUGGAGAGCAGGGUCCUUGUGGCAGAUGUUUUGGCUAAAUUUGAGAGACUGGCCGGCAGUGAGGAAGCCCGGGGUGACGGCCAGUGGAAGCUGUAUUUCAAGCUCUACUGUUUCUUGGAUGUGGAGAGCAUGCCCAAGGAAGGAGUCGAGUUUGCGUUCAUGUUUGAGCAGGCUCAUGAGAGCUUGACUCGCGGUCACUUCCCUGCCCGUGAGGAGACCCUUCAGCACCUUGCAGCUCUGCGCCUGCAGUUCCUGUUUGGGGACAAAGCACGGGUUACGUGGAGCCUGGAGAAUGUCUACCCCGUAGGACGCUUGCACAGUCGCAUCCUCCAGUUUACAAAAGCAGGCGGGGCCUCGGGCUCAGGCCAAACCCUGGAGCGCCGGAGGACCAGCUUCCUGGACAACACCCUGCGCCGGGGGCUGAAGACAGGCUCCAUGAAGAAGCAGCGCCUGGAGGAGGAGCAGAUGCUGGAGAUGUGGAUAAAAGAGGAGAUGUCAGCCACCAGGACCAGCAUUGUGGAGAAGUGGUCUCACCUCAAUGGUCUGGACCAGCACCAGGCCAUGCUCAAGUACAUGACCGUCAUCAAGGAGUGGCAGGGAUAUGGAUCCACUCUGUUUGACGUUGAGUGUAACGAGGGAGGAUUCCCGCACGACCUGUGGUUGAGUGUGAGCGCGGAGAACGUGUCCGUCUACAAGCGAGGAGAGCCAAAACCUCUGGAGACCUUCCCGUACGAGCACAUCGUCUUCUUCGGUGCCCCGCAGCCCUGCACUUACAAAAUCACAGUGGAUGAGAGAGAAAUGUUCUUCGACACACCAGAGGUCGGCGAGAUCACAAAGAUCAUGAAAGCGUACAUAAACAUGAUUGUGAAGAAGCGCUGCAGUGUCAAGUCCGUGUCCAGCUACGGAACCAACUGGAUCAGGUGAUUUAUGGGAGACGACCCUUUGAAGAGAGACGACAAGAGGAGCAAGAGACUCUAGAAAUAUGUUUUUUUUUUUAAAUUGUUUCGGACUCGUGGGAAAGUUCUUCAGUCUGGAUCUCCUGAGUGUUGCUUCUUUCCUUUGCUGUCUCUGAAUCCCUGCUCUAGUGGGUUACACUGGUCCUUUCGCGUUUCUGAAGAAGAAAACAGUUCAGGUAAGAUUAAAAGUUCUCUCACCACUAGUUGAAACACAUCCUCUGAAAGAUUUACGUCUAGGAACGUGCUGCAGCGACGCAGGCACGCUCACUAAAUUAGCACCUUUAUUGAAUGUUGUCCUUUCCCGUGUUGGUUAUUGUUGCAGCCCGUUGAAAUGAAUGUUCUCCUUAAUGGGGAUUCCCUCAGGGUUCUGCAUAAAGACGAACUCCCUCUUCUUGCCUUAUAGCUACUUACAGAGCAGAUGUGGCCUUGCAGAAGCAGGAUGUAAUCAGGCGCGUCACUGAAGCACAUCUCUAAAAUAAAACCUUCCUUACACACAAAACUUCACAUUACUCUAACUUCUAGUUGGAUUAUGUGUGCUUCUGUCCCGGAUUACGUACAUGCAUGAGCUGAAUGUAAAUCUAAAAUAGCCAAACCCUUUUUUUAUAUUGAAUUUGUGUAUUUUAGUGAUGUCAGCAGCCAUGUGAGGGUGGGGUAUUUAUUUAUGAAACACCUCAAUGGAGUUGAGACAAUACUUUGGUUUUCACCUGUUUGUCCUUUUUUUAAGGACACAAACAUUUAAGAUGGACGCGCUAUCUUUAGCUGUUGUAAUUAUUUCUAACUGUAUGCUGUAGCUGGGCUUCUGUGACUGUUAAAAACAACUGAAGUGUGUGUUUGCUCAUGUUUUCCAACCCCAUGCCACAUUAAAGUUCCGUCUUCCAUCACUCCCAGUUAGGUGCUCUGGUCGGCUGCCGGCGGCCACACCAGAGACUGAUAUCACCACUGACAACGACUGUACUUCUGAGGUUUCUGACUGUUUUGAAGAAGAAAAAUCAGAAAAUGUUUUAUAUCGGAAUAUUAAAAUAAGCUUUAAUAAAUUAUUGUAUUUCAAAAACA